UCAUUUCACUUAAGAAAGAAUCAAUAAAGUGUCCCACAGCUAUGAGAACUCCAGGAAAACCCUGUAAAAGUCCUUUGCUAAAGACAUCACAACAUCUAUUGUAACUCGUUAUGCGUUACGUUAUGUGGCUUGAGGGACGCUCCCCCCGUAACGCUCCGUUUGGGUCGAUCAGCUGAACUUGAAAUCGCUACUUAAUCGCACAUCUUCCAACCGAUCUUCCAUUAGAACAUGGGCUGGCGUUCUGGCCUGUGCGCCCUGCAGCACACCAACACAACUACCGGUGUCUGUGUUCGGGCCUAACAAUGGCCGCCCGUUACGACACUCUCGUGGUGCAACAUGUGACUUUCCGGUGCAUGACAAUGAAAGACACCGGUGGCGGUGGUGGUGGUGGUAUAGGGUGUGUUUUUAUGGAGACUACCCCCACCACUACCGGACCCUUCAGCUACCCCCCACUCAGCACACACACCGAGGGAUGGUGUUGGACGGGGUGCUUACCAUACCACGUAAUCGAUCGUGUGUGCUGCUAUAGGCUCACUAAGUGUCUUACACCGUGAGGAGGUAUGCGUAACGCUAGCCCCGGCGCGCUGUUUGCAAUCGCUCGCUCACACGUUCUACGCCAUGCUGUUCCCAUCGUUCCCUCCCCAAGUUCUACACUUCACCCGGCUGGACUUUCAUUUUGUACACCGUGGCUCUCUGUGUGUGUGUAUGUGUGUGAGGGUUUUUUUUCUUUCAACUGCAGUAAGUCCCCAGGGUAGAGAAGGAACGGAAGAGCCCCCGCGUUGUACACUUUGGUCAGCAAAAUCGAGGGCAAAUUUGCUCCAUUCCUGGGUGAUCCGGACAAAAAAGGGAAAAGAGAAGCAGCUUAGAGUUUGAUAUGUGUGUGUGUGUGUUAUGAUGAUGAACGUUUGCCGCUUACGCAUACCACCCUCUCCCUCUAGUGAGCUUCUCUGGCAGCAAUCGAAAGGCAGUAUUGCCUGCCUAGAAACUAGUCAACGGUCGUACAGUGGCCGUAACGGAUGUGCAUUCAGCACCCUCAAAGCAAAGUGUAUCCUGGGUGCAAUUUUCUAGCUUAGUUUUCAAGUGAAUACAAUCCAGAUAGCACAGCCAUUAUUAUACAUCAGCAUGUGCUAUAUUGUAAUUUGACUAAGCAGAACCAGACAUACGGUAGCCGCGUGCCGAGGUGCAGUGCAGUGCGUUUUAAUGUUUAACAGUGUACCGUACAAUCCCGAGUGCGAAGUGGUCGUACGCUUACGACAAACACAUAACUCUAGUGUAAUUUUACACUAGUGAGUGAGCAGUGAUUUUUAUUUUCAGGAAGAAACGAUAGUGCAAGCAAUAGAAAUCGCCUGAUCAGGGCAGCACACAAAAUGUCCACCACCGGCAUGGAGAACCUUGAGGGUGCGGACUCGACGCACAACACCAAGGUGUCCGAUUCCGCUUACUCCAACAGUUGCAGCAACAGCCAGUCGCAAAGGAGCGGCAGCUCCAAGUCACGCCACAGUGGCAGCAACUCGUCCGGCAGCAGCGGUUACGGCGGCAAGGCGUCUACGCAGGCCAGCAGCAUUGCGCCGCUGCCCCAGGCGGCAGCCAAGCGCACCAAGGACAAGGAGCGCAAGAAGAAGAAGCUAAAGACGUCCACCGACAGUGGCACCGUACCGGCACCGAACGGUUCCGCCGGUCCCGGUGGCGUUACGGCCGGCACGGCACCAAACGCAGCCGGCACGGUUGCCAACGCGAACGCCGUCAGCGAUGUCGAGCAGCAGACGCUGGCAGCCGGUGGCUGCGGUGAGCCAGAACCAAUGGAAACGACCACCGGCAAUUCCUCCGUCGCCAGCGUAUCGGGCGAGCUGGGUGCCGUUGGUGCCGGAGCUGGAGGAAUGCAGUCGGCGAGCCACGGUGGCGAGUCGAAUGAGCAUCACGAGCUGGGCCCGGUCACCGGGGGCAAUGGGACAGCCGAGCUGGUCAGCGUGGAGGUGGCGGCCGCAGCCGCCGUGGCGCAGAUUAUUAAUGAAGAAAACACUAAAGAUGACCGCAAACACCUGUCGCAGGAACAGCUGCAUCGUGCGGGUGGUGGUGGAACGCAUGACGGUCGGCAGAAGAGUCUGGUCGCGCAAAGCAUUCUGCCUGGGCCGGCGCCACUACCAGCCGGUGUAGCCUCGAUCGUGAACUCGAUCGCGACCGGUGCCGGACUAAGAACUGGCACCGUGUCCAGCAGUGGCACACUGCUGGGAGUGGUACAGCAGCAGCAGCAGCAGCAACAACACCAACAGCAGCAACAGCAACAGCAUCACGGUGGGUUAAAUCAAUGCCAACAGAAGCAAACGCAGCAUCAUCAUCAUCACCAUGGCGCCCAUCAACAUCCCAAGCAGCAGCAUUCCUCCAUGCAGGAUCCAUCGCUGGCGAACCAAAAGCAUGUGCCACAGCAGCACUCUGCCCAACAGCCACAUCAUCAACAGCAGCAGCCGCUGGAUAAGCAGCACCUGCAACCCCAACAGCAGCCGCAGCAGCAGCAGCAGCAGCAGCAACAACAACAACAGCAAGCCCAACCACAAUCAAACACUCCGCGCACCAACAAGCCGGACGUGGAGGAUGGCUUCUGCUGUGUUAUCUCGAUGCACGACGGGGUCGUGCUGUUCACCACGCCGAGCAUUACGCACAGCCUCGGCUUCCCCAAGGACAUGUGGCUCGGCCGAUCGUUUAUCGACUUUGUGCACCCGAAGGAUCGAGCCACGUUUGCGAGCCAGAUCACGUCCAAGGUGGUGGUGCCGCUCGGCGAAUCGAAAAGCGGCCAGAAGGACCAGAAAAACUCACUGUACGUGAUGCUGCGCAAGUACCGGGGGCUCAAGACGGCCGGCUUUGGCGUUACCAAAACGACGGUCAACUACGAACCGUACCGGCUGGUGCUGACGUUCCGCGAGGCACCGGCGGAGAAUGCGGAGAUCAUGAGCGGCCGCAGCAUACUGCUCAUCAUCUCGGCCACCCCGGUCAAGAGCGUGUACAAGGAGCCGAACGAGUCGCUGUGCGAGCGGGACCUAAAGUUUAGCACGCGCCACACCACGUCCGGGGUGCUGAGCUACGUCGAUGGCAAUUCGGUCGAAUCGAUCGGCUACCUGCCGCAGGACAUUCUAGGGCGCUCCGUCAUGGAGCUGUACCAUCCGGACGAUAUGCCGAUCCUGCGCAAGGCGUACGAAACGGUCAUGGUGAAGGGGCAGACGGCCGGGGCUUCGUUUGUCAGCCAGCCGUACCGGUUUCUGGUGAACAACGGGUGCUACAUCGUGCUGAGCACCGAGUGGACCAGCUUCGUGAAUCCGUGGUCGCGCGAGCUGGAGUUUGUGAUCGGGCACCAUCGCAUCCUGCAGGGGCCGUCGAUAGCGGACGUGUUUGCCGUGUCGCCGUUCUACUGCCAGACGCAGAACCAAUUCUCCGACGACACGCUCAAGGAGGCGAAGAUGGUGGAGGAGCAGAUACUGCGUCUGCUGAAGGAACCGGUCGCCAAGCCGUCCGACAUGGUGAAGCAGGAGGUGUCGAAGCGAUGCAAGGCGCUCGCCUCGUUCAUGGAGGAGCUGAUGGACGAGGUGGCCCAGCCGGAGCUCAAGCUGAACCUGCUGAACGAGUCGGACUUUACGUUCUCGGAGCGGGACUCGGUGAUGCUGGGCGAGAUAUCGCCCCACCACGAGUACUUCGACAGCAAGAGCUCGUCGGAGACGCCGCCGAGCUACAACCAGCUGAACUACAACGAGAACCUGCAGCGGUUCUUCGACAGCCGGCCGGCCAUGAACAUCGAGGAGCAGAUGAAGAUGGACUCGUCCGGCGGCACGAACACGGAAACGAUCGGGGACGAGCAGCAGUCGCACGCGGUCAGCCCCAACCAGCGCGGGUUUAGUGCGAGCGGCGGCGGGGGCAGCGGCGGGUCGGCGGGAAAUUUUAGCUCCGAAAGCAACGCGCAGAUGGACAGCACGACCAACACGACCAGCAACACGGGCGGGACGGGCGGGACGGGCACGUCGUCCGGCGGCGGGGGCAGCUUCCAGCCGCCGACGCUGACGGAGGAGCUGCUCUGCAAGCACAACGAGGACAUGCAGAAGGUGAUGCUGAAGAAGCACCGGGAGGCGCGGAUGGUGGCGCGCGGCACCGACAAGAACAAGAAGGGCCCCCCGGACAAAGCCGGGUACGGGGGCGGCGCGGUCGGGCACGGGGUCAAGCGGGGCUCGUCCCACUCCUGGGAGGGGGACGCACACAAAACGAUCAAGCACCAGCACAACCCGGACGGGGGCGGUUGCUCCGCGAUGCUGCAGCAGCAGCAGCAGCAGAAGAUGGGCCCGGUGGCGCCACACGCCUUGCAGCAGCAGCUGCUGAUACAGCAGCAACACCAGCAGCUCCAACAGCAGCAGCAGCAGCAGCAGCAGCAGCAGCAACAACAGCAAGCUCAACAGCAGCAACAGCAACUGCAGCAGCAACAGCAGCAACAGCAGCAGCAGCUUUACCAGCAAACGAACAUGCACAUGCACUACAAGACGCAGCACGUCUCGCAACAGCUGCAGUACCAUCACGCACUACAAGGCCAGGGGUCGGCCGCACUGCAGCAGACGGGCGGAGGGAUGCAAACCCACCUCCAACAGCAGCAGCUGCUCCAUCAUCAACAGCAUCAGCAGCAGCAGCAGCACCAGCAGCACCAGCACCUUUCCCAUCCCGCGCCUAGCCAGCAGCAGCAGUAUCCGUACCAAAGCCCGUACCACAACAACGGUCCGGUGCAGUCGACCGUCGCGGGCGAAAGCCUCCUCGCCGGUGGGAGCAACCAACGCUCCACCUUCACGACACCCUCGAUACUGGCGCCCCAGAUGGCGUACGGGGGAGCACACACCACCGGCAGCAGCCUGACCGGGCGCACCGGCGACCUCUGGCCACCGUUCAGCGUGAGCGUCACGACGAUGCAAGCGUCGGCCGGGGCCGGUUCCAGUGCCGCCAGCUUCGUACCAUCGCACAGCAUAUUUCCCACCCUGUACUACAUCCCGGCGGCGGCGGCGGCCGCAACGGCCGCACCCCAGCCCGCCCCGAUCACCGUACCGUACAUGGCGGCCGGUGUCAUGUAUCCGCAUCCGCAGCUCUACCACCAGCAGUCGCUCCUGUACCCGCCGAUGAUGUACCACGCGAUGCCUUACCAGCCGCUUCCACCACCGUGCGGGCUUGACAGUGACACCCGAAAUCAUCAACACCAGCAGCACCAGCAACAGCAGCAACAGCAGCAGCAGCAGCAACAGCAGCAGCAGCAGCAACAACAACAACGACAGCAACAACAGCAGCAACAGGCACAACGACUUCAACCCCAGCCCGGCCACACCACGUCGACUGGCGGUCCCGGGCCAGCAGCCCCCGGCGGGAUGGCGGUCGGUCUCGGACAACCGGCGACCGGCGGUCAGCCUUCCGCACAAUCAGCCGAGGUGCCAGGUGUGCCGACCAACGCUGGCAGUGGUGGUGGCAAACAUCCGGCACACAUGACCGUGCCACCGUCGGCCGGUAGCGGUUCCCAAUCGCAAACACCCUUCCAGCGUCCGUCCUCGCAGGCCACUUCGGUCAAAGCGGAACCGGGUUCGGCAUUGGGCAGCAUCGCGUCCGCUUCGAUCGUCGUCAAUCGGGCUUUUUCGGAAUCAUCCAAGAAGGAUCUCACCGAUUCACCGCUCAUCUCCAACGUCGACUGCACGGACUGUGCGCUGGACGAGGUGCACGACAAGCACUGCGAUACGACCGCGUCCGGCAUUGACCGGCGGGUGAAUGGCGCUGGCACACGGCGCACCGGCUCCGGCCAGGUGGAUAAGCUCCCGAUGGGCACCGGGAUCGGUGGCACGGCCGGCAACAACGGUGGUGAUCGCGAUGGAGGAGGUGGUGGCGGUGGCGGCGUCGUCGGACUGGGCGAGGUCAGCGACGAUAUGGACGAGUCCAGCUUUUCCAGCUUCUACUCGAGCUUCCUGAAGACGGACAACUCGUCCGAGGGACAGAACGGUGCGGAGCGGAAAGAAUCGAGCGAGAUGUGCUGGGAGAGUGGUUCGAACAAUGCCACGUCCACCACCAACCGGAUGCACGUGGAUGGCGACGGGUCCGGCAAUCAGGCUGCGCGUGACCGGGGCGGCAAUGGGAGUGGGGCGGGCGACGGUACGGGCACGCUGGUGCGGCCCAGCGGUGCCAAGCGGCGCCCCAAUCCGCCCUGGCUCGAUAACGUCUGCCAGACAAAGGAUCUCAUCUAUCGGUAUCAAAUUAACGAACGGUCGCUCAAGGAGCUGCUGGAUUCGGAUAAUUUGGCGUUGAAAAAAAUCAGCCAGCCCAUCCUGGUAAACGAUCAGCUGGGUCAGCUGUACCUGGAUCUCGAGCUGGAGGGCCUGUCGGCGAAGCUGUCGCUGAGCGAGGCGACCUCCGGCAGCAGCAGCGACGACUGCGACACCAAGGACAAAGCCAAAGUGAACAAGCGCAACAUGAAGUACAGCAAGCUGGUGAUGAUCUACGAGGAGAAUGCACCGUUUCCACCGCCGAACGAUUCGGAACCGUAGUUCCGUGCAUGCCGCCAUGGCCGGCAGUGGUCUAUGCCAGUAUUCUAGUUUCCGCGUUCGAUUCCGCGGUUACACACAGAGAGAUGCACCUAAUACAUACAACAAAGUGAGGAUGAUAAUAUAGAUAGAUAAAAAGUGGGAAGAGGAAGAAGCUAGAGAGAUUGUUACGGGGUGGGGAAAGAUCGCUUUUGUGCAUUUGAUGCAUUUUUUUACAACAAAAGACAAAUAAUGUUUUAGAAAAUCGUACGUUCCUAAACGUUAGGUUACCUUUGUAUGGAAGAGUUUUAAAUAGUACUAAGUAUUCAAUAAAACAAGUGUCAUUUUUAAACGUA
Anopheles coluzzii is the source of this 6871-nucleotide messenger RNA. RefSeq lists its product as uncharacterized. Gene Ontology annotation, cellular component: cytoplasm; nucleus. The transcript is spliced from 7 exons. Gene Ontology annotation, biological process: entrainment of circadian clock by photoperiod; negative regulation of transcription by RNA polymerase II; circadian regulation of gene expression. Gene Ontology annotation, molecular function: transcription cis-regulatory region binding; transcription corepressor binding. The coding region runs from base 1368 to 6539 and encodes 1723 amino acids. The record is from RefSeq and is a predicted model, not a curated record. Lineage: Eukaryota; Metazoa; Arthropoda; Insecta; Diptera; Culicidae.